This is a messenger RNA of Phymastichus coffea, 1266 nucleotides long. RefSeq names its product carboxypeptidase B-like. Gene Ontology annotation, molecular function: zinc ion binding; metallocarboxypeptidase activity. Lineage: Eukaryota; Metazoa; Arthropoda; Insecta; Hymenoptera; Eulophidae. Gene Ontology annotation, biological process: proteolysis. The transcript is spliced from 8 exons. The coding region runs from base 1 to 1266 and encodes 421 amino acids. The record is from RefSeq and is a predicted model, not a curated record.
AUGAGGGCGAUUGGAGUGAUUUUUGUUAGUUUCGCCGUGCUGACGUUCGCUCAAGAUGAAUAUCAACCUUCCAUUUAUGGCAUGAAAGGAUUUCGCAUUAAAACUGAUACUAGUGAGCAACGUGACUAUAUAAGUAAUUUGGAGGGUCAACCUGGCUUUGAUUUUUUGAAAUUGCCACGUAACCCUGACUCGCCGAUCGAAAUUCUUGUAGCUCCGGAACAAUUAGAUUCUUUCAAGGAUUUUUUGAACAAGAAAAAUAUUAAAUACAAAGUUUUUCUUGAAGAUGUGAGCAAAGUAAUUGAGAGAAAUCUUGUCUUACAAAAGCGAGCUCACAGAUUACGUUCAAAUGAUAUAUUAAAGGCCUUUCCACGAUAUAACGAGAUUGUUAGUUAUCUGAAAAGAAUCGCAAAACAAUAUAGCAAUAUCGCGGAACUCUUCAGCAUUGGCAAAAGUUACGAAGGCCGUGAUUUGUUAGGUAUAAAAAUCUCUAAUGGAACUGGUAACAAGCCUGUUGUGGUCAUUGAUGCUGGAAUUCACGCUCGAGAAUGGAUUGCUCCAACAACAGCUCUUUAUGCCAUCGAUCAGCUCGUUAAAAAUACAGCAAAUCAUUACCUUUUUCAAGAUGUCGAUAUUUACAUAAUCCCCUCAAUCAACCCCGACGGUUAUGAAUACAGCCAUCGAAACGCUUUUUCUAGGCUAUGGAGGAAAACUCGUUCUAAUCACUCGACAAAUGUUCGUUGUCGUGGCGUUGAUGCAAAUCGAAACUUUGACAUUUCAUGGAUGAGUACUGGAGCAUCAUCGAACCCAUGCAGCGAUACCUAUGCCGGACCUAGUGCAUUUUCCGAGCCAGAAACCAUUGCUCUUAGAGACUUUUUGCUGUCGCUGAAAGGCAGAAUCAGAACAUAUAUCACUCUCCAUUCAUAUGGACAAUACUUAUUAUAUCCUUGGGCAUUCACUAGUACUCCGCCGAAGGCUGAAAAACAUCUUAAAUGCGUUGCUCACGCAGCCGCAGCUGCAAUUUACAAACACCAACAACACGAAUAUACAAUUGGUAACACCAUCGAAGUUUUAUAUCCAGCAUCAGGUAGUAGUAUGGACUGGGCUAUGUCUGAGGCGGACGCCGGAAUAACAUACGCUGUGGAACUUCCUGGUGGUAGAUAUGGAUUCGCUCCACCACCUAAAAAUAUUAUUCCUGUUGGUCGAGAAACAUUCGAUGCUCUAGCAAUUUUCAUUCGAUACGCUAGUAUUGGAGAUCAAGUUUGUUAG